Biomphalaria glabrata is the source of this 2259-nucleotide messenger RNA. Its product is annotated as tektin-4-like. NCBI's taxonomy places the organism in Eukaryota, Metazoa, Mollusca, Gastropoda, Planorbidae. Gene Ontology annotation, biological process: cilium assembly; cilium movement involved in cell motility. The transcript is spliced from 7 exons. The coding region runs from base 133 to 1503 and encodes 456 amino acids. The record is from RefSeq and is a predicted model, not a curated record. Gene Ontology annotation, cellular component: microtubule cytoskeleton; nucleus.
UAGAAACGAAAGCAAGUAAGCGUAACCACUGACGACUAGAUCUAAGUGACGGUCCAUAAAAAGUGAAUAAGGCAAAUUCAACUUGUGGCUCGAAGGAUCUCUAUUGUUUAUUCGAUUUUAAAGAACUUAAGAAUGGCAGCAAUCGUUGUGGAGCAGGUUAGACCUGCAACAGCGACCCUUGCCAGUCGAGAAAUACCUCCCGAACCACCUGCUCCAGUUGUAAACCCGAAUCCUAACAUGGAAAUUACUUACGCAGGAAAUACGGGAAACGACAUGGGUAUUUAUACUAUGGGCUUUCGAUCAGCUAAGUAUAAUCCAUCUGAAUGGCAUGAAUCAAACUAUGCCAAAUACUACCAAUCUUUUGUUGAUCGAGAUAAUGCAGAGAGAGUGAUUCACGAAUCAAAACGUACUGCCAAGGAGGCUAUUGAAACAACAAACAAAACACAAGCUGAAGCAACCAAAAAACUAGCCGAGAGUGCUAAAAAUAUUGAGUUUUGGAAAUAUGAGCUCAACCGGGAAAUAUCAGAUGUAAUUGAUGAGACUGAUCUACUGUUGGCUCAAAAGAAACGCCUUGAGAAUGCCCUUAGAGCAACUGAAAUUCCUCUCCACAUAGCAACAGACAACUUAAACUGUCGCCAGAGACGUCUGGGGGUUGAUCUUGUUCAAGAUGAUGUUGAAAUAUCCUUGCUCAAGGAAGUUGAAAUCAUUAACAAUGUGCAAGAUCUGCUGAAGAACACAAUAAAUCAGUGUGAAAAACAAAUUAGGCUCAAUCGUGAUGCUAAGCAAAACCUAGAAAUGGAUUGGAGCGACAAAAAAGAGGCUUUAGAAAUAGAAACAAAAAGUGGAUCUCUUCGCAAUCAUCACACAAAUAAACAAUUUCAUGAUGGUGCUGCCAAGUUUGAAGAAAUCCAGUCUACACCAGAGUCCUGGGCUCAGUUUACUCAUGACAACAUUGCCAGAGCCGAGCAUGAGAGGAUGGCGAGCAUCCAGCUACGUACAUUAGUAGAUAAUGUUCUGGAUGACACUACUCGUGACAUGCGAGAGCAAGCUGAUCAAGUGGAUGUCAACUUUACUAAGAGGAUAACAGAAAUGGAAGAUGCCAAGACAAAGCUAGAAGAAAACCUUGUUAAAGUAGUGAAGCAGGUGAAAGAUCAAGAGAAGAAUAUUGAAGACUUACAAAAGGAGAUUAGAGAUAAAGAAGAUCCUCUAAAGGUUGCUCAGACACGCCUGUAUAACAGAACAUUUAGACCUGGAGUAGAGCUCUGUCGAGAUCCAGCUCAAUAUCACCUGGUUGGAGAAGUGAAUGAAAUCAACCAGUCUAUUGACGCCCUCAAACAAAAGUUGAAUGAUGCACAAAACUCUCUCAAAGAUUUGCAGGACAACAGAAUGGCUUUGGAAAAAGAAAUAGCCAUUAAAAAGAACAGCAUUUUUAUUGACCGGGAUAAAUGUCUGACUGUACGAAACCGCUUUCCCUCACGCACUAAGCUUCAGGGUUACCAGUAAAAACACUUUCUCUUCGUAAAGCCUUAUACCUUUAUAAUGUUUUAUAAUUAAGAAAAGAUUCUUAAAAGCCAUUAUAGUUAUUUUGCCAUUUAAAGCAUUUUUUUUUUCUCAAACCAAAAUUAUAUUUUUUUCAAAUGGCUGAGAAGGAUUUAAAACAUCACUGGCAAGCUUAUACUUGUUAGAAAAUAUUUUUUUUUAAAAGUUACAUCACAUUUUUAAAGUCAAUUAUAUAUACCAGUAUUUUUUUUUAAAUGAACUGUAAAGUAGGCACCAUGGAUUUAUUCAUUGUCAAGGUGCUAUGCAUUGUAAAUUAACAGAAUGUUCAAAUAAAAUUUUCAGUACAUUUUUAAAUUAUGAAAUAUUAUCUCAACAAAUUAUAUUAAUGGCCAAUUGAAAGUACCAUUAAAUGUAGCACUCCUAUUUAUGUUGAAAAUGCUGUCACUUGUAAACAUCUAUGACCUUUUCUCUGCUAUAAUUGUGAUGUAUUUAUUAUAUUUUCAUUUGAUAGAAAAUUUAUUUUAUUCUGUCCUUUUGUUGCUGCUUUGUAUAUAGUCAUUCAAUAUAAAUUGUUGAAUUCUCUCAGUAUUAUAUCUGUUCAGAUUAGUUGUUUUUCUUACAAUUUUUUUUUUCUGUUUUGGUCACUUGUCAGCAAUUUUGUUUUUAACUGAAAAGAAACCACAUGGCCACUUACACUUUUGUGAACUUAAAAAUGUCAACCAAUGCUUUGAGUACAAUAUAACUAUUGAAGAACCAUCA